Molecule: messenger RNA, 864 nt
Organism: Kazachstania africana CBS 2517
Lineage: Eukaryota; Fungi; Ascomycota; Saccharomycetes; Saccharomycetales; Saccharomycetaceae
Gene: GIC1
Product: Gic1p
Exons: 1
Coding region: 1-864 (287 amino acids)
Source: RefSeq, a predicted model, not a curated record
AUGUCGCAAAGAAUCGAUUUACCUCAAAUGAAAUCCAUCUGGAUUGCUGAAGAUGAAGAAGCUGAAAAAUUAUACUGUGUGCAGGCUCAACAAAUCAUGGGCUUAGAUAGCGACGACGAAAUCGGAAUAACGUUAAUUAAUAGUGACAGACCUGCAUUGAAUAAUAAGAAAAACAUAGAGCUGCCUCCUUUGAAGAAUCGUAGCUCCAAUGUUCAUUUCUUGGACAUAUCUAUUCCAUCUACAAAGAAAAUGGGUAAGAAAAAAAGUUUUAUGAAGCUUUUCAGAUCAAAUCAAUCAUCCGACAAGAAAGAUAGAUCUAUAUCUACACCAUUCGAUUUCCAUCAUAUCUCCCACGCAGGCACCCCAAUAGAGGAACCGGAAGAACCAGAAAGAAUGGAACAACUUGACGAUGAUCCCCGUCAAUUCCACGUAUUACAGAAAUUAGACAGUGCAUUCGUUACAGAAUCAAUAUCAGAUGCAUCAUCAUCAAGACGUCCUAUAUCUGGAAGUUCAUCCAUCUAUACAGCUUCUACAACAAAAACAGACCGUAUAAUGUCAACAUCGACAAUGGCAACUACGAUACUGGAGAGAACUCCAUCUGUCUUCAAUAAAUUGAAGCAUCAAAACCAUCCAAGUAACGAACUCUCAUUAGAAUACUUAAAAGAUUAUACAUUCCCAACAAUUCUAGAAAAUAAACCAUCAAACGACUUUACAAGAUUGAAAACCGCGUCUAUACCAAAUUCCUUAACCACACCUGAACUUGAAGAGUGUCUAUUUUCUGACAACUUUUCAGGUAAAAGAAUAUCUGUUGAUGACAUUCUAAAAUACUACAAUACCAGUAGCAAUUCUUCGCCGUAUAUAUGA